AUGGAAAAAAGUAAAGACUUUCCUUGUUUGGAUCCAAAUCAAUGUAGCCAUUUCCCUCCCUGCCUUCAAGAUGCCAAACACCACUUCUCAUCCAUCAAUUCACGGUCUAGUCCUAAUCCCAUUAGUUCUCUAUCUACCAAGAAUACACAUUCUUUACAAGACCUUGAAUUUCAAAGGAAACUUGCUUUUCUGAAUCGAAAACACCAACUCAAUCGCCCUCUCGUCCCUUCCCAUCCUCCCAUGGACCCUCGUCCUCUGUUUGCCUCUCCUUCUCACACCCAUCGCGACGACAAAAAUACCAAUUCGAACUUAAUAUUUUUGUCUCCGCGUCGUUCCUCUCCCGAAGACCGCCUUUCCCUUGUCAAACGAGAAGACGCUUCUUCCCACAAACAAAAUCAACUACAAUCUGAGAAAGAAGACCCAAUCAUUGUCAUUAGUGAUUCUGAAGAAGACGAAAAACCAUCGAUUUCUAAAUCCACUUUUGUCGUCAAGGAUGAAAAGCAAGUUAUUCCUACUUCCCCCUACGAUAUUCCAAACGAGGUUAUUGAAACGGGAUACAAACGGCUACGGCUGUAUUCCAACGACAACAAAGGCUCUAUUUCCAAUGUCAAGCCUUCUUGGACUGCGUCUUCUUCCGGAAACGCACCCCAAUCCACAUUGUGGGAUGGUGGAACCAAUGAAAAUCCCAUUUCCCUCACCGACGAUGAAGACGAAACUCACUUUAAUCAACUCCUCGCAGAUGCUUCUGUAAGCAUGGCUGCACCACACCAUCAGCCACCUUUCUAUUCCGAUUCUUCCUUUACCGAUUUGCCCAAUACUUUUCCGUCCCAACACCCAUGGGGUGUUCCUCCUCCUCCUCCUUUAGUUCUGCAUCAACAUCAUCUUUUUCAAGACCAAACGUCUUUGACCCAAAAAGAACAACUCAAAGAGCUUUUCAAAGACUUAGACGAUCAGCUCGAAAGUUCUCCACAAGCUCGAGAAGGCACACCAGCUGGCUUGGUACCUGUGCUUAUGGAGCAUCAAAAAGAGGGCUUGGCUUGGCUUAAGAAAAUGGAAGAAGGUACCAAAAAGGGUGGCGUCCUUGCUGACGAUAUGGGUUUGGGAAAAACUGUACAAAUACUCGCACUACUGGUAUCCAGGCCUUCCAACGAUCCAAAAACUAAAACGACUUUGAUUGUCGCUCCCGUGGCUCUGGUUCAACAAUGGCGCAGAGAAAUUAUUGCAAAAAUCAAACCUUCUAUGCGUCCAACCGUAUACGUGCACCAUGGUCAAUCAAAGAAGCAUAGAUUUGCUAAAGAGCUUACACAGUACGAUGUCGUUCUGACUACUUACAACGUGAUUGCUUAUGAGUACCGACAUAGAAUGGCUUACGAGCAGAGUUUAGAAGAUGGCGCACCUUUAAAAAAAUUCGAGCAUCUACCUUUUUUUGAAGCCAAUUGGUAUCGAGUUGUUUUGGAUGAGGCCCAAACCAUCAAAAACAGAAACACCCUUUCUGCCAGGGGUUGCUGCUUAUUGCAGUCAACUCUUCGAUGGUGUCUCAGUGGUACCCCAAUGCAAAAUGGUAUUGAAGAAUUUUAUAGUUUAGUCAAAUUUUUGAGGAUCCAACCGUAUUGCGAUUGGUCCCACUUUUCAAGAGAUUUUGUUGGUCGAAUGGGUCAAGAAUCUGAUUCAUCCAGAGCUAUGAAGCGCUUCCGUGGACUUAUUAAGGCUGUCUUACUUCGCAGAACGAAGGCUACAAAAAUUGACGGAAAACCUAUUCUUACACUUCCUCCGAAAACCGUGCGAAAAGAAGAAUCUGCUUUAUCCAAACCUGAGAUGGAGUUUUAUAAUGCUUUACAAGCAGGAGCUCAAAUUCAAAUGAGAAAGUACAUGCAAGAGGGUACUGUCACAACCCAUUACGGAAGCAUUUUAGUCUUGCUGCUCCGACUUCGACAAGCUUGUUGCCAUCCUUGGUUACUGGUAGCAAGAGAAACCACCGAUGAUGAUAAUGAUAGUUUUCAGAAAGAGGCCAGGAGUUUGUAUAAUAAGCUUUCAGGUGAAGCUUUAAAUCGUCUGAAGACUACCGAAAUGCUGCGAUGCUCUGUUUGCCAGGAUUAUGUCUUGGAUCUUCAGAUUAUUAUUCCAUGUGGCCAUUUUGUUUGCCGGGAAUGUUUGAGUCAUCUCAUCACGUCUAGUGAAGUUGCGGCUCAGAGAGAUGGUAUGGAAGAAGCAACCCCUAAAUGUGCUGUCUGUUUUGAAUAUAUUACUCCAGACAACUUUUUAAGCUACAAUCUCUUUCGACGUUUUGCUGGGAUGGCACCGAUCAUAGGUUCGGACAAUAAACUGAAAACUGACCGAGUUGCUGAACUAUUGCCGCAGGGUUAUGAUAAUAUCUUGGAGAAUCGUGAACUUGGAAUGAAUAUAUUUACGAACCCCUACAACUGGAUUACGUCUACCAAGAUUGACAAAGCCGUAGGCGAAAUUACUUCUAUUUUAAAAGAACACCCCCAAGACAAAAUUUUAGUGUUCUCUCAAUUUGUGUCUUUUUUAGAGUUGUUCACUGUUCCAUUAAAACAGAAUAAUGUUCAGUUUAUACACUAUCAUGGUGGAUUAAGCCCUACUGCUCGAAAUGAAGCUAUUUUGCAAUUCGAAACCAAUCCAAAUAGUAACGUGCUAUUGAUUUCAUUGAAGGCAGGAAAUGUCGGUCUUAAUUUGACAUGUGCUAAUCACGUACUUGUUCUAGACCCGUUUUGGAAUCCUUAUAUUGAAGAGCAAGCUAUUGAUCGUGCACACCGAAUCGGUCAAAGUAAGCCCGUCAAUGUAUUAAAAAUUACUGUGAAUAAUACAGUGGAAGAGCGAGUAAUUGCUUUACAGGAGAAAAAAAGAGAACUAAUUGAUAGUGCGUUGGGUGAGAAGGGCUUACGGGAAAUUUCACGCUUAAACACAAAGGAGCUGGCCUUCUUGUUUGGUAUGUAA
Molecule: messenger RNA, 2955 nt
Organism: Schizosaccharomyces octosporus yFS286
Lineage: Eukaryota; Fungi; Ascomycota; Schizosaccharomycetes; Schizosaccharomycetales; Schizosaccharomycetaceae
Product: ATP-dependent DNA helicase
Exons: 2
Coding region: 1-2955 (984 amino acids)
Cellular component (GO): cytoplasm
Molecular function (GO): ATP binding; ATP-dependent chromatin remodeler activity; metal ion binding
Source: RefSeq, a predicted model, not a curated record